AUGAGGCACAUACUGGUGUUUCACUUCACACUGGUGUUAGCUGCUGCCUCUGUCAUCAAUAACACCAGCAAUGGGUCCCAAAGCCACAAGCUGCUGAUUGGCUUCCAGGCUCCCUGGAGCAUGUUCUACCCCUUCAGUGCCCAGCGGCUGGGCUCGGCCAUACAGAUAGCCGUGGACAAGGUGAACUCCGACUCCUCCUUCCUGGGGAGCUACAGGCUGGACUUUGUGUACAAGGAUACAGACUGUAGUCCUAAAGUGUCCCUGGGAGAAUUCAUCAGCCAGGUGUGGAGGGACAAUGUGACGGCUCUCUUUGGUCCAGCGUGCCCUGAGGAAGCGGAGGUCACGGGUCUCAUUGCAUCAACGUGGCAGAUCCCGAUGUUUGCCUUUGUGGGACAGUCUUCUAAAAUGGACAACAGUGAGAUCUACGAUUCUUACAUCAAAAUCAUACCUCCCCUUAAAAGAAGUGCAGAAGUCCUGGUGAAGACCUUAGAGUUCUUUGGGUGGAGCCAUGUGGCGAUGAUUGGGGGUGGACUGGAAACGAACACUUGGGAUAAAGUUGAUGCUUUGUGGAAAACAGUGGAGGACCCGCUGAGAUCCAGAUUUAAACUGACAGCGGAGGUGAAGUUUGACACCAGCAACACUCAGUUGCUUCAUCAAAACGUCAAGUACAUCUCAACAGUCGCCAGAGUUAUUGUGGUGCUGACAAACAGUGAGGAUGCCUUGGCUCUGCUGCUGGAGGCCGAGCGUCAGGGUCUGAUGAAUGGCGACUACGUGUUCUUCCUGGUACAGCAUUUUGAGGAUAAUUUGUGGAACCAUGCCCUGAAGAGUAGGACCAACAAGGCUGCCAUCCGAGCUUUCGAUAUGACAUUUAUCAUAGGCCAGAAAACCUACGAAGGAUACGAAUAUUAUGACUUCUUCAAGCAAGUUUUUCAAAGACUAAAAGGAGAUCCUUUUCGGAGCAACCUCACAUCUAAAAGUGAGGUCAGCCCCUACUCUGCCUAUCUACAUGAUGCUGUGCUUCUUUAUGCAAUGGGAAUGAAAGAAGUUCUGAAAGAUGGCAAAGACCCACAUGAUGGCCGGGAGCUUCUGCAGAGACUGAAAAACAAAGACAACAUUCGAUUUUAUGGUGCCUCCGGGCUAGUUCAUUUUGACGAAGAGGGGGAGCGAAAUCUGGACUAUUCCAUUUAUGACCUGCAGCAUGUAGGGGGCGACACCAAGUUUGCGCCCAUUCUCCAUUUCGAAAGUCAAACCAAAUCUAUCAGACCAACGGCUAUGUUUGGGUCUGUGGUUUGGCCAAAAGGAAGACCUCCCUCCGGUAUGCCAGAAUGUGGCUUCAACAACGAACUCUGUGAAUGGCUGAAUAACGACAUCGCCCUGCUGGCUGUGCUUGUGACCUUUCCCAUCAUCGGUAUGUUGGCAGUUUUGUGCAUCGGGGUCCUCCUGCUGCAGAAGUUUAGACUCCAGAAUAAGCUGGAUGACUCCUGUUGGUGGAUGAUCAACUACAGUGACAUCGCCAUCAUCAGAGAGCCCACGGGAAACCACGGUGUAUCCCUUAGCUCUACAGGUAGUCAGAGCGGGAGCGGUAGCUGUCAGACCAAUUUUUCCAGCAACAGCUAUGACCUGCAGGACAAGACAGGCAAAGAGCACAUCUACACCACCAUAGGUCUCUACCAGGGAAAUCAAGUGGCGAUAAAGUACCUGAGGAACCAUGAAAGCUGCAAUUUACAGAAACCUUCGAUCAUCGCAGAGUUCAAUGUGAUGAAGGAGAUGAAACAUGAGAACUUGGUGCAGUUCUUUGGUGUGUGCAUUGAACCACCAAACAUUUGUUUGGUAAUCCAGUACUGCAAGAAAGGCAGUCUGAAGGACAUUCUGAAGGCUCCGGAUAUUGAUCUUGAUGGGAUGUUCAAGCUUUCAUUUGCAUAUGACAUUGUCAAUGGAAUGGAGUUCAUUCACAAAAGCACCCUUAAAUUUCAUGGGAACCUGAAGCCCAGCACAUGUCUAGUAGAUAGCCGGCUCCAGGUCAAACUUUCUGGCUUUGGAUUAUGGGAGUUUAAAUAUGGAAGCAAAAACAAGAUCAUCCCAGCGGAAACCCCCAAAUAUGAAGAGAUGUACUGGACAGCCCCUGAACUUCUGAGACAAGUUGGUUGUUCAGUUAAAGGAACUCCCAAGGGAGAUGUCUACAGCUUUGGAAUUAUAAUGUGGGAACUUAUGUACAACUCCAAGGCUAGCCCGUACCAAGACUUCAAUCUGGACCCCAAAGAGAUCAUCAUGCAAUUGAGAACACCUUUCCACGGGGAACCUCUCCGACCAGUGCUGUCAGAGCAAAUGUGUGAUGAUAAUGUCAAUGCACUCCUCAGUGCCUGCUGGAGUGAAAACCCUGAACACCGACCACCAUUUGGAUCCAUACGGAGGCGACUGAAGGACAUCAGUCCAGACAGCCAUGCAAAUAUCCUGGACAAUAUGGUGGAUAAGUUGGAGAAGUAUGCAAAUCACCUGGAGGAGGUGGUGGAGGAACGAACCAACCAGCUCACAAUGGAGAAAGCCCGGUCAGACAAACUUCUCUCCAGCAUGUUACCGCGGUACAUUGCAGAUCAGCUGAUGGCAGGAAAAUCUGUGGAGCCACAAAGUUUUGACAUGGUGACCAUAUUCUUCUCAGACAUUGUUGGAUUCACCUCCAUGUGCUCCGUCAGCUCUGCAAUGGAGGUUGUAGCGUUCCUCAAUGACCUCUACAGUCUGUUUGACGACAUCAUAAGGAUAUAUGAUGUCUACAAAGUGGAAACCAUCGGUGAUGCAUACAUGGUAGCCAGUGGCCUGCCAAUCAGCAAUGGAAACAAGCAUGCAAUAGAGAUAUCCAUGAUGGCUUUACAUUUCCUCAGUGCUAUCCAGGUCUUCAAAAUCCCUCACAUGCCAAAUAAGAGCCUUCAAAUCCGCGUUGGCAUACACUCUGGUCCAGUGGUUGCUGGAGUAGUGGGCACCACCAUGCCUCGCUACUGCCUUUUUGGUGACACAGUGAACACAUCCUCUCGCAUGGAAAGUAACAGCUUACCCAUGAAGAUUCACAUAUCUCAAUCCACGGCUGACAUUCUUGUCCAGGCUGGAUCGUUUGAGAUGGAAGAAAGAGGGGAAAUUGAAAUGAAGGGUAAAGGACUCCAGAAGACCUACUGGUUGCUAAACAAAACUGGAUUUAAUCCUCUUAUUGCUCACAGCUCUUCACAAGCUGACAGUCUCAAAACACAAACAGAGGUACAAUAA
Messenger RNA from Melanotaenia boesemani (Boeseman's rainbowfish), 3252 nucleotides. It is a transcript of the gene gucy2g, whose product is annotated as guanylate cyclase 2g. The coding region runs from base 1 to 3252 and encodes 1083 amino acids. Gene Ontology annotation, cellular component: membrane. The transcript has 21 exons. Gene Ontology annotation, biological process: protein phosphorylation; intracellular signal transduction; cGMP biosynthetic process. Gene Ontology annotation, molecular function: protein kinase activity; ATP binding; guanylate cyclase activity. Lineage: Eukaryota; Metazoa; Chordata; Actinopteri; Atheriniformes; Melanotaeniidae. The record is from RefSeq and is a predicted model, not a curated record.